Molecule: messenger RNA, 2069 nt
Organism: Asparagus officinalis (garden asparagus)
Lineage: Eukaryota; Viridiplantae; Streptophyta; Magnoliopsida; Asparagales; Asparagaceae
Product: vacuolar cation/proton exchanger 3-like
Biological process (GO): intracellular calcium ion homeostasis; calcium ion transmembrane transport
Cellular component (GO): plant-type vacuole membrane
Molecular function (GO): calcium:proton antiporter activity
Source: RefSeq, a predicted model, not a curated record
UUUAGCUCCAUUUUCUCACUCUCCGUCGCUAUCUCAGACAUAGACAGCUCGCCGGCCGUGUGGCUUUGGCGCUAUCCUCCUUAUCGGAUCUUCACCCGCUUCUCCGCUGACCCGACCCGUUACCGACCCUCUCUUUUCAUCCAUCUGCAGAGAGAGAGAGGGGGAGAGAUCAGAAAUUGAUGGUGAGAUCUCAGUGAUUGACGCUGGAGAAAGGGGGAACACCGGGGAGCUUGAUAUGGUUGCAUUGGAAGAUCAUGUUUGCUAUUUGCGUGGCCUGGAAAAAGGAGAAAACAAAAGAACACAUCUGAAAAUGGGAUCAGCGGGGGAGGACAAUGACCUGGAACUCGAGAUGCAAGCACUUGCUAAUCAUUUACCAGCUACAAGGAAGAGAUAUGCGUCUGAUAUUCUUCAUAUUGGGGCGUAUUCAGAUUUUCCAGAGUCAUUCUCACUUGGGAGAACAGUUCGGAGAAUAUUAACAAGUAUUAGUAUCGUGAUGUUGUCAACAAAGAUUAAUUUGUUACUCCCAUUUGGACCCUUGUCAAUUGUGCUCCAUUAUCUCACCAAGAAACAUGGAUUGGUCUUUUUCUUCAGCUUGAUAGGCAUAGCACCUUUAGCUGAGCGUUUGGGUUAUGCAACUGAACAACUUGCAUUCUACACUGGCCCCACAGUUGGGGGACUUCUAAAUGCUACUUUUGGGAAUGCCACUGAAAUGAUAAUCGCGAUUUAUGCACUGCAAAAUGGGAUGAUUCGUGUCGUCCAACAAUCAUUACUUGGCUCCAUUUUAUCAAACAUGCUCUUAGUUCUAGGUUGCUCAUUCUUCUCUGGUGGGAUUGUACAUUGCAAGAAAGAUCAAGUAUUCAACAAGGCAACUGCUGUUGUAAACUCAGGAUUGCUGCUGAUGGCUGUAAUGGGGCUAAUGUUUCCAGCCGUGCUUCACUUUACACAUUCAGAGGUGCAGUAUGGAAAGUCGGGCUGCAUCAUGCUCGUGGCUUAUGCCAGCUAUCUUGUUUUCCAACUGAAGAGUCACCGCAACCUUUAUAAUCCCAUUGAUAGUGAAGAUAGACCUAAUGAGGAUGACUCUGAUGAAGAGGAAGUUCCGGAGGUGACUCUAUGGGAAGCAUUAGUAUGGCUUGCUGUUUUGACCAUAUGGAUUUCUGUUCUUUCUGAAUACCUGGUUAACGCCAUAGAGGGAGCUUCUGAUUCAUUGAACCUGCCUGUGGCAUUUAUAAGUGUCAUUUUACUACCUAUUGUUGGAAAUGCUGCUGAGCAUGCAAGUGCAAUCAUGUUUGCUAUGAAAAAUAAGCUUGACAUAACCUUGGGCGUUGCAAUUGGCUCAUCUACGCAAAUAGCAAUGUUUGUGAUUCCCUUCUGUGUGGUUGUUGGUUGGAUCAUGGGGAAGCCGAUGGAUUUGAAUUUCCAAUUAUUUGAGACAGCCACUCUCUUCAUUACAGUUUUAGUUGUUGCAUUUAUGUUGCAGGAAGGCACAGCAAACUAUCUGAAGGGGCUAAUGCUUAUUCUAUGCUAUCUCAUAGUAGCAGCCAGUUUUUUCGUGCAUGUGGAUCCUACAACCAGCGAUGAUUGAAUUUGAAGCUGGAAUAUCCUCAACUGUAGCAGUAGCCCAAAUAUCUAUGCCCUCUGGUGAGCAGAAAGGUACAGAUUUGCUGAUGAGUUGGAUGGCAAGUUUAAGGGGAAAAAAAGAACUCAGUGCAAUACCUUACUAACUCCCUUCACUGGAACUCUUCCAACCCUGCAAAGACUAGAUACGUCAUUUGAAAGCAGGGAAUCUAGGUUAAGCUGCGCAUAGCGAAGGCGAAGAAGGUGGGGAUGUUUGAAUAGGCAUCAUUUGGCUUGAUUCUUUUGUCAAUAGGAGGUAAUAUUGUUCUCUGGAAAACGAGCUUCAUGUUAGUAGAUCUUGUUACUGUCCGUAUAUGAUGUAUUUCCUUUUUUUCUGAAGGCCUUAGAAAACAGUCUGUAUAUUAAAACUCUUGAUGAUCUUAGUGGAAUGCAAGUAUUGUACUUAGCACUGUAACCUUUCAAAAUACGAACAGAAAUAAGAAUGUGGUUUAUCA